AUGUUACUUUAUCUAAUUUUCAAAUCUCCUUCGCCAACAUUACGUGAAAUGCGAAUGUAUUUAUUGAAUACGUUGUUUUUACAAAUUCUAGCAACGUGUACAGCAUCAGCAGCCCAAUGCAGGUAAUUUUAUUGACUAGAAAAACAUAUUGUAUCAAGUCAUUUUGUACAGAAUCGUUCCAAAUAAGAAUUCUGUAAGUUUUCUAUGCUCUGGACCUUGUAUGUACAUCAAUGAUAAAGUAUGCUUCCACGUUUUCAAUGUUUACCAAGCUUCAAGUAUUGGAUGUGCAACUUCUCUCAUCUUGGCAUUUUAUUAUCGAUAUAGAAUUUUGAUUAACAUUCACAAAUUGAAAUCAACAAAAAUUUUACACUUCAUAAUUUGCUAUGGUGUCCCAAUCUCUUACAUGCUUAUCCAACAAUUUACACCAUCGGAUUCGGAAAAAGUGAACUUGGAAAUCAGAAAACUGCAUCCUGAUUACAAUUUUGAUAAUUAUACCAUAAUUGGUUUCUCUGAUGUUUAUACAUUUCCCUCAAUUAUAAUCACAGGUUUCAUGCUGUUUGGAGUUUAUAUCACACCGAUGAUCGCAUUUUUCUAUCGACGCAAAAUUCUGAGAAUCUUGAGUUCUGCAGAUGCAAGAGUAGUGAGAAUUGAGCAAUCCAAAAGUAUAAUUCUCGUUAGUUUUUUUUUUAAAUCAACGAUCAACCUUAUAGUUUUCAUUUUCAGGGUCUAACAAUUCAAACGGUUUUACCAGCAAUUUGUUAUAUUCCAGUAAUGUCAUUCUACACAUAUGUUACCUACUUCAAUGGUAGUAGUAUUUUCCUUGAAUAUAUUUUGAGCCCACUUGGACUUAUUUACACAAUGGCUGAUCCAAUUCUAACAAUGUAUUUUGUUCUUCCCUAUCGAAGAACAGUUAUUCGAUUAUUGAUGAGUAAAUCGAAACCAUCUGUAACCUUCCAAUCUGAGAUGUCAACAAAUGUUCCCGUGUUCACAAGAAGAUAUAAUUGA
Molecule: messenger RNA, 1005 nt
Organism: Caenorhabditis angaria
Lineage: Eukaryota; Metazoa; Nematoda; Chromadorea; Rhabditida; Rhabditidae
Source: the annotation of a GenBank genome assembly